Molecule: messenger RNA, 279 nt
Organism: Notodromas monacha
Lineage: Eukaryota; Metazoa; Arthropoda; Ostracoda; Podocopida; Cyprididae
Source: the annotation of a GenBank genome assembly
AUGCCGCUCAAUACCGUUGAAGAGCUAGUUGCAGAUAUCCGUGCAGGUAAAAUGGUCAUCCUGAUGGAUGACGAAGAUCGUGAAAAUGAAGGUGAUUUAGUUAUCGCAGCGACCCAUGUUCGCGCAGAAGACAUCAACUUUAUGAUCACCCACGCACGUGGUUUGGUGUGCUUAACGCUCAGCCGUGAUCGCUGUAAACAAUUGAAUCUUCCAUUGAUGGUCGAUGCCAAUGGCGCACAACAUGGCACCAACUUUACGCUCUCCAUUGAAGCGGCAGAA